This is a messenger RNA of Labrus bergylta (ballan wrasse), 1633 nucleotides long. The record is from RefSeq and is a predicted model, not a curated record. NCBI's taxonomy places the organism in Eukaryota, Metazoa, Chordata, Actinopteri, Labriformes, Labridae.
UUCGUUACCCACUGUUUUCACCACGUGACAGCGAAGAUGACCGCCUGCGGUCGAAGUACAGAUGGUCAGGACAGCAUACUGGAGCCACUGUGUUUCCCAGAGCAGCCAGCUGAUGGCCCCAGCGCUCCCAGUCUGCAGAGUCCCAGUUCAGAGCUGCUGGUGUGUCUGUUCUGCCCCGAGUCGGUCCCCCUGCAGCAGAAAGACGGCCUCCUCAAACACCUGCUGCUGGAGCACAAGCUGGUCAUCGCUGAUGUCAAGCUCAUCGCGGACCUCCCAAAGUACAUGUUGUACUGGAGAGGGAGAUUCCUGGAACAACCAGUCACAGAUUUCUGCAGCGUGAUCAAGACAAACUCCACGGGUCCAGUUGAGAAGCAGGAGGACUACUGUCUCCUGUGUGACGUCCUUCCAGAGGACCGAAUCCUCCGAGAGAGGCUGCAGCAGAAACGACUGGAGGAGGUUCUGGAGCAGCAGCAGAAGGAGAGAGACGACGGCAGCUUCCAUCGUCUCUGCAUGUUCUGCAGUGAAGAGUUCUCUGGAAACAGGUCGUCUCUGCUCAACCACAUGGCUCGAGAACACUCCUUCAGCAUCGGCCUGCCCGACAACAUCGUCUACUGCGACCAGUUCCUGGACACUCUGCAGAACAAGCUGGACAAUCUGCAGUGUCUGUACUGUGAGAAAACCUUCAGAGAUAAAACCACGCUGAAGGAUCACAUGCGGAAGAAAGCUCACCGCCGCAUCAACGCCAGCAACCGGGAGUACGACCGCUUCUACGUCAUCAACUACCUGGAGUUGGGAAAGAGCUGGGAGGAGGUGCAGAGCGAGGACGAUCGGGAGCUGGUGGAGGACGAAGACGAUGAUUGGUCGGACUGGCAGGCUCACCCCGUCUCUGCUGUGUGUCUCUUCUGUGAUCAUCAGUCGGAGACGAUGGAGCAGAUCUACUCCCACCUGAAGGACGCUCACGGCUUUGAUCUCCAUAAAUUGAGACCGACCUCAGUGAACCUCAGGUUCUACCAGCAGGUGAAGCGUAACUUCAUCCGCCGCCAGAUCCACCAGAGCCGCUGCUACGGCUGUCAGGAGAAGUUCGCCUCCAGAGACGCCGUCCUGCAUCACAUCGUGGCUGAAGGUCACGUGAUGAAGCUGCCAGACGUGUCGACGUGGAACCAACCGCAGUAUUACUUCCCCACAUACGAGAACGACGCCCUCCUGUGCACGCUGUCUGACAGUGACGAAGGUGAAGGUGACGCCUCGAGGCACGGCGAGGAGGUCCCGGUUAUCGCAGAGGACGUCUCAAACCUCAGAGCGCUGAAACAGAAGAGCGUCCUCAACACGCUGCUGAAGAACAGAAACUCCUGCAGCUGAGACCGUGCACAGACCUCGGACAGUUCUUCAUCUAAACACAGAUUUCCUCCUCGCACCGGGAGAGAGAUGAACGUUUAAGAACUUAGACGGCGCUCUGCAGAAAAACUGACAUUUCACCAAGCAUGCACCUUGAACAUGAACUUGUUGUCAGAACACGUUUUCAGAAGUGCAAAAUCAAAAUAUUUUUCUCUUUAAGGAAUAAAGAUUCAUCAGAGACGUUUGUCUUUCAUACAUACUUUAUUUCCUGGAAUAAAAAUGGAAUAACUGUGCUGUA